GUAUAUAAACCGACAGCGCGCCUCAGCAGGGAGAGUGAGAUCUCUGAGAAUAAAACCAAAACUGCUGCUAUUUACACACUGACAAAGAAGAGACGUGUUUAUAUCUGCUCUUACGUUUAUCAGAAGGCAGGCAUUGUACCAAAGGAAGUUCGCCGUUUAUCACAUAUCAGACAUCAAUCAUGAAUGCAAACCGCUUGGCUAUCGACAUUCUGCUCUUGUGUAUAUCCUGUGGAGCAAGUGCCCUGGCAGCCUUCAAUCCCAGUCUGUCUUCAUCUGCUCCAGCGAGCAAUUUCACUGAUACUGCCUCCGCGCCUCCCAAAUAUCUCACCGAGGCUGCGAACCUAGCCAAAACCAGAAGGAAGCGUUAUAUUUCCCAGAAUGACAUGCUUGCCAUUCUCGAUUAUCAUAAUAAAGUCAGAGGAAAAGUCUUCCCCCCAGCCUCAAACAUGGAGUAUAUGGUGUGGGAUGACACUCUUGCUAAGACAGCAGAGCAGUGGGCCUCCACAUGUAUUUGGGAUCAUGGUCCUCAAAGUCUUCUUCGAUUUCUGGGUCAGAAUCUUUCAGUCCGAACAGGAAGGUAUAGAUCCAUUUUGCAGCUGGUGAAGCCCUGGUAUGAUGAAGUAAAGGACUACUCUUUUCCUUACCCCCGAGAUUGCAAUCCCAGAUGCCCCCUGAAGUGCUAUGGACCAAUGUGCACCCAUUAUACUCAGAUGGUGUGGGCAACCUCAAAUAAAAUAGGAUGUGCCAUCAACACAUGCCAUAAUAUGAACGUGUGGGGUUCUGUAUGGAAGAGGGCAACAUACUUGGUGUGCAACUAUUCUCCAAAGGGAAACUGGAUUGGUGAGGCCCCAUAUAAAGUAGGUGUACCUUGUUCCAUGUGCCCUCCAAGCUACGGAGGAUCAUGCAGUAACAACAUGUGCUUUCCUGCUGUGAACUCAAAUUACCUGCACUGGUUCAAAUAAACACAGGCACAUGCCCCAUCACAGAGACGCUCUCCCUCGUGGGAAUUUGCACAACAUUCCUGCAUCCCCCAUUUUGUACAUAUGGGCCAUAUAGGAUCACGGGUUGCAAGGCAGCAUGUUUUGUAUGUUUAUAAAUUAUUUUUACACGUCUAUACUUUGUAUUACUAUUAAUGUUGUUUUGUUUAUUAAAUCAUUUAUUGGAAAUAUAGGCUCUUUACUAAGGGGGACUCUACUGUGAUCAAUACAUAAUUGGUGCUUACGGUAUUCAGAGGAGAGCCAUAGUCUUAAUCGACACGACUCUUAUUAAGCCUUGUCAGCAAAAUUAGUCUAACAAUGUUUAUAUUUGCUGGCUAAGUGUAAUGGGCAUCUAGAACUGUAACUCUCAAGGUUGUAUUUUGCAAGAUUCGUUGCUGUACAGACAAUGGGGUGUGAUUAUCAGUAAUACUGUUUAAGUCCAAGUUAAACAACAGACCUUGGGUCAAGCAGCCUGUUUUGUUUGAUGUCACGUAUAAUAACCCUGAGGGUUGAUUUUAGGUGCUUCAUAUGAGAUAAUAAGCUCUUAAGCGGUACUGUACAUCACUGGCAUGACUGUUCUUCUCACCAGCGUCAUCUGUGAUGCUUUGGGUGUCUUUUAGGAUAUGUCCAAUUUCUAAAAGUAAUCUGUGUAAUUUCUUUUGACAUUAAUUUAAUUUGUCAUUUAUAGGCAAAUUUACCUAUAAAGUAUAAACACUUUUGGUGGUGCUUUCAAAUGGAGCUCGACAUAGCAACGCUGGUUCAACCAGUUAAAACAGUCUUUAUUUUUGUAAAAAUGUAAUGUGGCACAGAAAUGUCAAAAUGUGCUUGAAGAUCAUAAAUAUAGAUUAGAAGUAAAAUAUAAACCCUUUACAUUUGCGACCCCACAUUUGUUUUGUAAAACAAAUCAUUUAACAGGAUGGCUAAGCAUUCUGUACUCUGAUGGAAUGUUAAGACAGAUUAAUAUGAGAACGUGUUUGAUAUGUAAAUGCACCUUAUCUUCAUUUUUUAAAUUUCUAAACAUUUUUUUAUAUUUUCAAUAGUUGGGUUUAUUCAUGGUGAUUUUUACCUGCUGUGUAUACAUUUAUUUUAUAUUCACAAGUUCAUUGUCUGUACAAUGCAUGCGUAACAGUGGCACUCAGUUAGGGGGAAAUGUGUAUUGCAUUGAUAACUGUCUUUCAGUAACAAGGUAUUUAUCAUCUGAACUGUACUGUACAUAGUUUUUUAUACAAAUUAUUUUAAAUGGCUGUUUUAAUAUGAAGCAAGUGUUUUUGUUAUUUAUACCUGCCAUUUUGUGCAUCAUUGCAAAGAUCAGACAGCUUUCAAAUAACCCAUUACCAAGUUCAAUCACAUUCAUUUACGGUUUUUCUCGAAACAAGAGUUUUGUUUUAAGGUUUAGAAUGUAAAUAAACAAGGUUGAAACAAUUUUAAAUUAGACUUAUAAGCAAAGCAAAUUCAUUUCAACCAGAAACUAUUAUAAUUAAAGCAGAAACAUUAUUUGAAAUAUGUGUUCAACGUAUGAUUUCAAUUUCAAUUUAUAAUUUAUAUCCAGUCUGUUAAGGAUGUAUUUUGUAUU
Triplophysa rosa is the source of this 2550-nucleotide messenger RNA. It is a transcript of the gene pi15a, whose product is annotated as peptidase inhibitor 15a. Gene Ontology annotation, cellular component: extracellular region. The transcript has 6 exons. Bases 180 to 962 code for a protein of 260 amino acids. NCBI's taxonomy places the organism in Eukaryota, Metazoa, Chordata, Actinopteri, Cypriniformes, Nemacheilidae. The record is from RefSeq and is a predicted model, not a curated record.